Tachysurus vachellii is the source of this 4273-nucleotide messenger RNA. It is a transcript of the gene ppp2r5cb, whose product is annotated as protein phosphatase 2, regulatory subunit B', gamma b. The coding region runs from base 186 to 1919 and encodes 577 amino acids. Gene Ontology annotation, biological process: signal transduction; protein dephosphorylation. Gene Ontology annotation, cellular component: nucleus; cytosol; protein phosphatase type 2A complex. Gene Ontology annotation, molecular function: protein phosphatase activator activity. Lineage: Eukaryota; Metazoa; Chordata; Actinopteri; Siluriformes; Bagridae. The record is from RefSeq and is a predicted model, not a curated record. The transcript has 16 exons.
UUGUUAGUCACAAGGAACCAUAAUCAUUGUGAAGUAGUUUGUGUAUUUGUUGUAGAGAUGUUUGACAGCACUGACAGUCUGAGGUGAACACGAGCCGCCUAUCAGAGGAGAUAUGAGGGGGAAAGUGUGUGUGUAGCUCCAGUCAGGGAUCUGAGUCUGAGGCUUGGGUUGGACAUUUGAGUGCGAUGCCGAACAAAACAAAAAAAGACAAGGAAUCGCCGAAGUCUGGAAAAGUCAGCAAAUCUGCAGCACAAGAAAAUUCAGAUCAUGAGGGGUCUAACCGGAAGGGCAGCAAUAGUGUGCCACCCACCACACAGAUGCUGAAGGGGAAACAGUCUGGAUCUCAAGCUCCUGUCAAAAAGGAGAAGAGGCAAAGCUCCUCUCGCUUCAGUCUCAGCAAUAAUCGGGAGCUUCAGAAACUGCCUGCUUUCAAAGAUGUGCCCCCAGCGGAGCAGGAGAAUCUGUUCGUACAGAAGCUGCGGCAGUGCUGCGUGCUCUUUGACUUCGUAUCAGACCCACUGAGCGACCUGAAAUGGAAGGAGGUGAAGCGGGCGGCGCUCAGUGAGAUGGUGGAAUACAUCACACACAACAGGAAUGUCAUCACUGAGCCCAUUUACCCAGAAGUGGUGCACAUGUUUGCAAUCAACAUGUUCAGGACAUUACCGCCCUCAUCGAACCCAACAGGGGCAGAAUUUGACCCAGAGGAGGAUGAGCCCACGUUAGAGGCUGCCUGGCCACACCUGCAGCUCGUCUAUGAGUUCUUCCUUCGGUUUUUAGAGUCUCCAGACUUCCAACCAAACAUAGCCAAAAAGUACAUUGACCAGAGGUUUGUCAUGCAGCUCUUAGAACUCUUUGACAGCGAAGACCCUCGAGAAAGAGACUUCCUGAAAACCACUCUGCACCGCAUUUAUGGCAAAUUUCUAGGCCUCAGGGCCUACAUCAGGAAGCAGAUUAAUAACAUAUUUUAUAGGUUCAUUUAUGAAACGGAGCAUCAUAACGGAAUAGCAGAGUUACUUGAAAUAUUAGGAAGCAUAAUCAAUGGGUUCGCCUUACCACUUAAAGAAGAGCACAAGAUAUUCUUGUUGAAAGUUUUGUUGCCUUUGCAUAAAGUCAAAUCUCUCAGUGUUUAUCACCCACAGCUGGCUUAUUGUGUUGUACAGUUUUUGGAGAAGGACAGCACUCUGACUGAGCCGGUGGUCAUGGCUCUUUUGAAGUACUGGCCGAAGACACACAGCCCAAAAGAGGUGAUGUUCCUCAAUGAGCUUGAGGAGAUCCUGGAUGUAAUUGAGCCCUCUGAGUUUGUCAAGGUCAUGGAGCCUCUGUUCAGGCAGUUGGCAAAGUGCGUCUCCAGCCCACACUUUCAGGUUGCAGAGCGGGCCCUGUAUUACUGGAACAAUGAGUACAUCAUGAGUCUGAUCAGUGACAAUGCAGCCAGAAUAUUGCCCAUCAUGUUUCCGUCCCUUUACCGAAACUCCAAAACCCAUUGGAACAAGACAAUCCAUGGUUUGAUCUACAAUGCUUUGAAGCUAUUUAUGGAGAUGAAUCAGAAACUCUUCGAUGACUGCACACAGCAGUUCAGAGCAGAGAAAAACAAAGAGAAGCUAAAGUGGAAAGAGCGUGAGGAAGCCUGGAUAAAGAUAGAAAACCUUGCCAAGUCAAACCCCCAGUUCCUCUUGUAUAUUGACUCAACCAACUUAGGUAGCCCAAUGGAGAUUGAAACAGACAGCAUAGGGAUAGAUGAUGUCACAGCACUCAAAAAGACAGUAGAAGAAGAAGCAACACAGAUUCAGAGGGAGCAGCGGAAAGAGCGGCCACUAAUGCGUCGCAAAUCAGAGCUUCCUCACGACAUGUCCACCGUAAAGGCCCUGGAAACCCACCGGCGUGCAGACGACAUGAUAACCACCCGUGAUGGCCACUAAAGGUGCAGAGCAGCUCAGAGGCAAAGGCCGAGAACAGCGCGCCCAGUGCACAGCAGCAGAGGCAGCAGCAGCAGCACACGAUGGCCUGGUGUGACCCGGAAAUCUGGACACACGCUUAGCUCUGCUCCCAUAAAGAGCCACAGUGACCCUCCCUUGGCCAGUGCCCCUACGCUGGAGUUUAUUUUAUUUUAGACCUUCUCAGGUGUACAUUUUUUUGUGGACUUUUUCCCACAGAUCUCUCCCUUUCUUGUCACAUGCAUCUGCACUGAUUUCCCCCUCCCCAACACUUACCAUUAAUUGUUAUUAAAAGAGUAGGUGCUAAGGCGAAAACAGUGAAUGGGUCAUUUUCAGCACAGGAGCACUUGCAGUUUGACUGCUGACCAUUGUGUUUUAAUUGAGCAAAAGCCUCUUGACCCACAGGAAUAUGGGAGAGUGCAGAUUUUGGGUGAAAAUGUGUAUACAGCUCUAACCUUUGUUUUCAGGACAUAGCUGCUAUUGCCUCAGACUGGUAGUUCAUGUCCGUGUAUGUGUGAUGUUUGUUUCUUGUGUUAUCUGGUCCAGCAGUGGGGACUGUCAGCCAAGUGUCACUGUUUGGCAAAUGGAGCAGAUAUAUAUAUAUAUAUAUAUAUAUAUAUAUAUAUAUAUAUAUAUAUAUAUAUAUAUAUAAAAACAAGCUUGCCAGACUUUUGGAAGCUCAUAAUCUUGGUGAACAUCUAAAAGAAAAUAUUCCUCUGUAGAAAUUAGGUCCUGUGCCAAUUUAUUUUGUUGUAAUAUAUUUUUAGAUGCUAUUCAGUACACCUGGCUAUAAGUUCACCCAGACUGUGUGGAUGUUCAAACAAUGGUAAAUGAUUUGCUUCCAUAUUUCAUUGACAGUGAUGGCUGUUUCAAGGAGUUACUUUUGGAAGAACUGCCUGGCACUGCCCUCAUUGUGAGAACUUUAACCUAAGACUUCAUUCUGAACAAUUUGAAUAUAUAUAUCUAUUAAAUUUUUUGCAUGAUGCUUGGUCGAGACUUUAAUGGUUCCCUUUAUAUUUUUCUCUAACAGAGUCGGAACAAGCUGUGCACGCUUGUUUAGUUCAUAUCCACUGACUGUAAGUUAAUGGAUAUGUAGAAGUAUCAGUUUGUUAAAACAUAGUUAAACAAAGCCUUUAUUUACAUUGAGUGCCUUUUAGCUGAUGGACAACUUUGCUGAAAUGCAUAUAUAAGGCCACAAAGUUUUCUAAUUUAGAACUUAUUUUCUGUUAGAAAAUAUCUCCAAAUUAGAGGAUGGAGAUCAUGAUGGUCAUAUUCAGUGACCGUUAAUAAAAUGUGCACUAAGGGUGAAAUUAAACCACUCAACUGGUGGCUGGAAGAGUCACCAUGUGACUGUUUGCGUAACCUAAUGAACAAUAGAGAUCAGGCCACAUUUACCUAGUAUGGUCCAUAUUGUGUCCAACAGAAGACAAAAGAUUUUGGCAUGUUUUAUUUGUCUUUCUUUUUCUUUUUUUCUUUAUUAUUUCUUUUUUUUAAUACUUUUUUUUUUUGUUAAUUGGUUAAAGACCUAGGCCAUUGUUUGAACUUCCAUUAGAUGCUGAGCAGAGGCUCAUAACAUUCUGGGGGUCUUGUAUGUCUUUCGGAAUUGUUCAAAAUGAUAAAGUAUUUUUGUUUGUUAUUUUUGCUUGCAUUAGCUUGUUCGAUUUGAAUGUGCAAGUUUGUAAAUAGGACUACAGUGAUCAGUCUUUUUAAUUGUCAAAGAAUAGCAAUCACCAACAAUUUGUUCCACACUUCUGGUAUGUUCAAAUGUUUCAAAAGGCCAAUGCAUUUAAAUUUCUUUUCUUCACCAUCCAUAUACUCGUGCUCAACAAGAGGUAAGUAGUGCAUUAGAGCACUGCUACUGUGUGUCAUUUUCUUUCUCUGCAAAUCGGAGCUUGUUUUCAGCAUUAAAUGGCUUUAAAUGAACAUUUCUGGAGGCUUUUUCUCUUGAUGAAACCGAACCAUUGCAAAGUGUCCUUUAGUAUGCAACCCCGCUCAAUGGCUUCAUUCAAUAUUGUAUAUAUUAUGUAUUAUUAUUUUAUCUUCUAUCUAUUAUUAAAUGGUAGAUCUCUUACUUUGUACAAUUCUCAUGUACAGAUGAAAAUGUUAUUAGCAACUACAUACAGUUGAUAAAGUGGCACACACAUCUGUACAUGUUACUAUUUGCAUUAGAAAUGUUUAGAGGUUAAAGGCUAUUUUUAUCAAUUUGUAACUCAGAACUUUUCAUUUCAGAAUUCUGUCAUCUGUGAUGCAAUCUGUCCUACAUUUAGCCUUUGUGUGUGCUCUUAACCAUUCUCAACUGGUGUACAUCUAUAGUAAAUAAAGAAAAUUGGUCAGUUUUA